AUGAUUUGUCCAACAAUUCAAAAAGAGAUUGUGGAGGCUUUUGCUAAAGAAACAACUAAAGCUGUCAUUGAAGAUUUGGAUGGUGAUUAUUUUGCAAUAUUGGUUGAUGAAUCAAAGGAUGUCUCACAUAAGGAGCAAAUGGCCUUAAUUUUGCGAUAUGUCAACAAAAGUGGAAUGGUGAUAGAGCGAUUCUUGGGUAUUGUCCACGUGGAUGAUACUUAUUCCUCGUCAUUACAAAAAGCAAUUUAUUCUUUGCUUUUGGAUCAUUCAUUAAGUAGAUCCAAGAUACGUGGGCAGGGCUAUAAUGGAGCUAGUAAUAUGCAAGGAAAAAUAAGUGGUCUCAAGUCUUUAAUUUUGCAAGAUACUCCCUCUGCAUAUUGUAUUCACUGUUUUGCUCAUCAAUUGCAACUAGCAUUUGUAGCUCUUUCUAAAAAGUAUUCGGAUGUGGAUAAUUUCUUUUAUGUUAUUACUAAUGUUUUGAAUACUAUUAUGUAA
Molecule: messenger RNA, 495 nt
Organism: Nicotiana tabacum (common tobacco)
Lineage: Eukaryota; Viridiplantae; Streptophyta; Magnoliopsida; Solanales; Solanaceae
Source: RefSeq, a predicted model, not a curated record